AAAACAAGUUGUGAAAAGGUGCCAGGAAAAGCUUGAAUAGCCUUUCAUGAGCUUUAGGGUUCAUCUUGUUUCGUUUUAAGCCGAAAACCAUUUAAAAAGUUUUACAAUUAACACAAAAGCUAAAAGUGCCAGACUACUUAGACCGAUGAAACAAAGAAACGCUAAUUUCAUAUUUAGUUCAUACGUGUUUUUAGCGCGUAUACUUGAUCUGCCAAACGCCAUAUUAGAUUUCGAGAUUAAGAACUACAAGUCCCACAGUGCACUUCGAUUCUAAAUCCGAUCAUUGUGGAAAAAGGAGUUCUACCAGAAAAUGCAUCAAGACAAGAUCAUUCGUCCAACUAAAGUUGUGAUAGUACCCGGGAAUGGUGCUGGAAAUGUGGAGCAUUGUAACUGGUACGGGUGGGUUAAAAAGCAAAUAAACAAGAUACCAGAGAUGCAGUGCUUACUUAAAAAUAUGCCUGACCCUAUGACAGCUCGAGAGAGUAUAUGGGUUCCCUUUAUGGAGAAAGAACUUCAUUGUGAUGAAGAAACUGUGAUCAUUGGACACAGCUCUGGGGCAGCAGCUGCCAUGCGAUAUGCUGAGACUCACAAAGUAUAUGGGAUUGUGCUGGUGUCUGCCUAUGUAUCAGACCUCGAGGACGAAAAUGAGAGAGAAAGCGGUUAUUUUAACCGGCCAUGGCAAUGGGAGACGAUCCAGAUGAACUGCCGUCAGAUUGUGCAGUUCGGCUCCACGGACGACCCGUUUCUACCCUGGUCCGAACAGCAGGAGGUGGCAGAUGGCCUGGGCGCAGAGCUGCAUAAAUACACAGACCGGGGCCACUUCCAGAACACCCACUUUCACGAACUGAUCAACGUUGUCCAGAAAAUAGUAAAUGGUUCGGCUUAAACAGCGAUUGCAUUUCCCCCACCCUGCUAAAACCAAUAAAAGAAGUUUAAAUGUA
Messenger RNA from Polyodon spathula (Mississippi paddlefish), 941 nucleotides. RefSeq names its product retinoblastoma binding protein 9 (gene rbbp9). The coding region runs from base 311 to 886 and encodes 191 amino acids. Lineage: Eukaryota; Metazoa; Chordata; Actinopteri; Acipenseriformes; Polyodontidae. The transcript is spliced from 5 exons. The record is from RefSeq and is a predicted model, not a curated record. Gene Ontology annotation, molecular function: hydrolase activity.